Molecule: messenger RNA, 3519 nt
Organism: Microtus ochrogaster (prairie vole)
Lineage: Eukaryota; Metazoa; Chordata; Mammalia; Rodentia; Cricetidae
Gene: Cep43
Product: FGFR1 oncogene partner
Exons: 13
Coding region: 56-1450 (464 amino acids)
Biological process (GO): microtubule anchoring
Cellular component (GO): centrosome
Molecular function (GO): protein binding
Source: RefSeq, a predicted model, not a curated record
GCGCGGCCGCCGUUGGCCGUUAGGGCGGCUUGGGUGGUUGUCUUGGAGAACCAAGAUGGCGGCGACGACGGCCACGGUGGUGGCGGAGGAGGACACAGAGCUGCGGGACCUGCUGGUGCAGACGCUGGAGAACAGCGGCGUCCUGAACCGCAUCAAGGCUGAACUCAGAGCGACUGUGUUUUUAGCACUGGAAGAACAAGAAAAAGUAGAGAACAAAACUCCUUUGGUCAAUGAGAGCUUGAAAAAGUUUUUAAAUACAAAAGACGGUCGUUUAGUGGCUAGUCUCGUGGCAGAAUUUCUUCAGUUUUUUAACCUUGACUUCACCUUGGCUGUUUUCCAUCCUGAAACUAGCACACUUCAAGGUCUUGAAGGUCGGGAGAACUUAGCCCGAGAUUUAGGAAUCAUUGAAGCAGAAGGUACCGUGGGUGGACCCUUAUUAUUAGAAGUGAUUAGACGCUGCCAACAGAAAGAGAAAGGACCUACCAGUGGGGAAGGUGCAUUGGAUCUGUCCGAUGGACAUCCUCCUUCAAAGUCACCUGAAGGAAAAACAAGUGCCAACUCCACCCCAAGUAAGAUACCAAGGUAUAAAGGACAAGGUAAGAAGAAGACAAGCGGGCAGAAGUCUGGUGACAAGAAGACCAGCAGUGAGACCAGUCAGAGUGAGACCAGUGUCUCCUUGUCAGAGCCAAAGAGCAGGAGCAGCCUGCACUCGCUGGCCCACGAGACAAGAAUCGCAUCCUUCCUGAGCAGCAGUACUCUAGACGCCAAAGACAGAAGUGCUCCUUGUCCAGAUGAAGAUGAUGCAGAAGGGGAUUCUUUCUUUGAUGAUCCCAUUCCCAAGCCAGAAAAAACAUACGGUUGGAGAAGUGAACCUAGGAAGCAAGUGGGGAGUCUGGCCUCACUUUCUGACAUACCCCCCUUAAGGAGCGGUCUGAGCUCCCUGGCAGGUGCCCCUUCAUUAACAGAUGCCGCUGAGAGUAAAAGAGGAAGCACUGUCCUGAAGGAUCUGAAAUUGGUCAGUGAGAAAAUUGGAUCACUUGGACUAGCGAGCCUUCCUGCUGUCAUUCAGCGUCACUCCCAGCAUCCAGAGUUCAGCCCUGUGCUGGGAAAUGGCCAUAGCAACAACCUGGACCAUCCUUUGCCUUGUAGCGUUCAGACUGUAGUAGGAACAUGCCCUAGCCUGUAUUUUUAUGAAAGACCUCCAGAAGAGGCUGUGGCCAGACCUGGUGAUCAAUUAUUCUUCAGAAUUCUUUUUCAUCUUUCCCUUCUUAUAAUUAGUGCUAGCCACCGCUCAGAAAAAAGUGAAUUAAGUAUUGGUGAAGAAAUUGAAGAAGACCUUUCCAUGGGCAUAGACGACGUUAACAGCAGUGAUAAACUUGAUGACCUCACACAAGACCUGACUGUUUCCCAGCUCAGCGACGUGGCCGAUUAUCUGGAAGAUGUUGCAUAGACAGGAAAGGAAGUAUUGUGACCAGCAGAAGAAGAAGGACUUUCGGCUCCAGGGUCCCAGUCAGUCACUCUUGCUGGAACGUGCGCUCCUGCUGGCACCUUGCAUUUCAAACAGACUGCAGAUAUUUUUAAAAGUUAACUUUUCAGUUUAGUAAACAAAAUACUUCCUAUAUGAGCCUGUGUCUAGGAGAUUAAUAUGCUUGAUUUGGUUUAGCUUUAUAUCUCCAAGGAAAUGGUAUUUGGGCUCAUUAUAGCAAGGGAACCCCUGAAGUAUCAGUGUUAAAGAGCAUAAAGAGGGAUCAGUAUAGCCGUAGUUGUGUCACUUUGUCUCAGGCUGCUGCCGAGAUCUUUGAACCUUACUGUUAGCCAUCCUGACCCACAUAGUGGGCAUUAAGUGGGUUAGCCCAAAGUUGGUAACUGACCUGAUAAAUCUGUGAUGCUGAAACGUACCAAUACAAGGUAAAUUGAUGUGUGAACUUUAUUUUGUAUUUCCUUCCAUUUGGAAGGUUUGUUAGACCAUUAAGGUUAUAUUAAAGUUUUCUGUGCUAUUAGUUUUGCUUGUUUUAAACUAGGAGUGGCUUGGACUCUUAAUUGGCAGACUUUGUCGCUAACAGUUAACAUUUAAGGUCGCAUUUCAUCCUGCUGUCUCAAGCAGCUGUAGACGCAGAUUACUUCAGUACAGUCUUAACUUAUUAUUUCUAAAGAUGCCUUGAAACAUCCACUACCAAAAUACAUCUGAAACCAUUAAGCAGUGCUUUUAUUUCAGAUCUGUAAGUUGAUUAUAUUUAAAUCCAAAUUGGAAUGAAAUAGUAGUAAUGGCCUAAGACCAUGUAUAUUCAGUUUGACAGACUUUGUACACUGUACAUAAUUGUACUGUAGUCCUUAAAAAUUUUGAGUCAAUAAUAGAAUUUCUGGCAGAUUUAAUUUGUGCUGUUGUGUAUAGUGCUGCAGGGAUAUAGGCCACUGGCAUUUGUAGUGCUAAAAUAUUUUAAAUGUACAUACACCAUCAUACUGCUAAGUAGAAUUUAGGAAUUGUGAAACUUUGAUACAUUUCAUUUUAAUUAAGACUGUUAAAAGUUACCUUUAUUGCCGGGCAGUGGUGGUGCGUGCCUUUAAUCCCAGCACUUGGGAGGCAGAAGCAGGCGGAUCUCUGGGAGUUCAAGGCCAGCCUGGUCUACAAGAGCUAGUUCUGGGACAGGCACCAAAGCUACAGAGAAACCAAAAAAAAAAAAAAAAAUGUUAAAAAAAAGUUACCUUAAUUAAUAAAAAGAGAAAUUGGAAAUCAUCCAUCCAUGUUGAGUGAGUGAGCAGAAGCUGUGGUUUGUACCAAUGCCACUUUCCAUUCCAUGAUUUCUAAGUAGAGCAGUGACAUUUCUCAGCUGUAGUGCAGAGGAAGUGAGAGCGUAGUAAAGCUUCGGGCUCUGACAGUAGAGUCUGGCUCUUUAAAGCUCAGUGAAACUGAACUAUAAACAUCAAGAGGAAGUAGGACAGAAAGUGGGCCGGGUGGCCUGGAAGCCCCGUGUAUUUCUGUCCGCUAUCUGCCCUGACAUGGUGCUGUCUGCUCUUCACGCUUUACCCUUAGAAACAGUGCUGUCUGACUGCUGUUAGAAACUGUCUCACCCUGUGCUGUCUCUUUAAUGCCUUGUAGGAGCUCUAGAGCUGGUGGGCUCUGGAGUCCGGAUCAAAUGUGUGAUUUUACUAUUUGGUAAGCACUGCAAGUGAGGGAGCUGGCCCACCAGCAUGGCAGGAUGUGGCUUUCUCAUUUGAGGAAGACUUUCCAACAGUCAAGUGUGAAAUCUGUCACUUUCUAUUACCCAGUGACUGACCUUUUGGUGAUUCUGGAGAGGGUGGAGAGAAAAAGCUGAACGGCAGCUUUGUGGUCAGUACUACAGAAAGGUAUUGAGUCACUCUGAUAAUGUGAGGUUCAGCAAGGAGGAAGUUGUUUCCAGGUAUUCCUUGCUUAGGUAUUGUUAACCUGAUAAACUUUAAUGUGUAAAAUGACAGGUUCUGCAUAUAAUAAUGUUUCUUUGGUUUAAAGUGAAUUAAAAUGUUGACCAGUGGUAACCUAUA